Photinus pyralis (common eastern firefly) is the source of this 5495-nucleotide messenger RNA. Its product is annotated as collagen alpha-5(IV) chain-like. Gene Ontology annotation, molecular function: chitin binding. Gene Ontology annotation, cellular component: extracellular region; basement membrane. Lineage: Eukaryota; Metazoa; Arthropoda; Insecta; Coleoptera; Lampyridae. The record is from RefSeq and is a predicted model, not a curated record. Bases 45 to 5495 code for a protein of 1816 amino acids. The transcript has a single exon.
ACAUGGUGUAUUGCUGGUUUGAGUAGAACAAGAAACUAACAAACAUGAUUUUCUUACCAAUCAGUGUUAAUUAUUGUAAUUUUGUUACAGAAGAACGUCACGCGAGGCAAAUAUCCAACGCAGUACUUUUCGCAUGUCCCCACGAAGGCCUGUUCCCAGACAGUGUCAACUGCAAGACAUUUUACAAAUGUACGAUAAGGAAUAACCAAUACACAGUGUUACAAUACGAAUGCGGCAUUGGAAGAAUUUUUGAUGCGGAAAACGGUUUUUGCAAUUAUCCCCAAUUGACCAAAAGAUACGGAUGCAGAGGAUUGCAAUUUGGAAACGAACUGGAUGGUAUCUUCAAGCAAAUAAACGGCGUAUCGACGUGGAUUGCGUCACAAGUUAAGGAAGGUAGCAGUUAUUAUGAUUGGUCGAUUUGUACAAAGGAAGGUUUUCUGCCCGAUGCGACGAACUGCACCAAUUUUUAUAGAUGUGUCCAAGCGGCUAACAACAUAUUCAACUUAUACAAAUUCACGUGCUUUGGAAACACAGUCUGGGAUCAAGACUCGCUAACGUGCAAUCACCCCAUAGCGGUCAGAGGAAAUUGCGGGGUACAUAGUGAAAUAUUCAAAGUUAAUGCUCCCACCGUAAAUAAUCCGUCUAACUUCUACACUGACCGAAAUAACGCAGGCGCAAGCAGUAGUGCAGCCAGUGCCUCAAGCGCGGCAAGUUCGGCAAGUGCGGCCAGUUCUGCAGCGUCAAGUGCGGCCAGUUCUGCAGCGUCAAGUGCGGCCAGUUCGGCAGCGUCAAGUGCGGCCAGUUCUGCGGGAGCAUCGAGUGCUUCUAGUUCUUCUAGCUCAGCUAGCUCGUCCAGUUCGUCAAGUUCAUCCACCUCAUCAAGUUCAUCGAGUUCGUCCAGUUCAUCAUCGUCUUCAAGUAGUGGAAGUGGAACUGGCUCAGGUUCUGGAGGUGGGUCUGGAAAUAGCGGCGGUUCAGGCACAGGAGGCAGUAGCGGAACAGGUUCUGGAUCUGGUAGCGGAAACGGUCAAGGCUCUGGUAGCGGAAUUGGAAAUGGCAGCGGGUCUGGGAGUGGAAUUGGUAAUGGAAAUGGAUCCGGAUCUGGAAGCGGAAAUGGGUCAGGUACUGGGAGCAGUACAGGUCAAGGCAGUGGUUCCGGUAGCAGUUCUGGAACCGGUAGUGGUAGUGGUCAAGGAAGUGGAUCUGGAACGGGAAAUGGAACUGGUACAGGUACGGGCAGCGGAAACGGUGACGGUUCUGGAAGUGCAAUAGGGUCAGGAGCCGGGAGCAGCAAUAGCGAAGGAAGUGGGUCUGGAAUGGGAAGUGGUAGCAGCUCGGGGUCUGGACACGGCAGCGGAAGUGGAACUGGUUCAGGAAAUGGUAAUGGAAGUGGAUCGGGGUCUGGAAGUGGCGAUGGUAGCGGUUCAGGAAGUGGGACAGGAAUAGGUACAGGAAGCAACAACAGUCAAGGAAGCGGUUCCGGAACGGCUGUUGGAACUGGAUCAGGAUCUGGAGGCGGCAGUAGUAUCGGUACCGGCAGUGGCCAAGGCAACGGAUCGGGAUCAGGUAGUAGUAACGGAAACGGAUCAGGGUCUGGUAGUGGGUCAGCGAAUGGUGCUGGCAGCGGAACAGGGGAAGGAUCUGGCAAUGGACAUGGGUCUGGAUCAGGAAGUGGAUCCGGUACAGGAGAUGGCGCUGCCACAGGAACUGGAUCAGGUUCCGCAAGUGGUGAACCAGGACAGCAAGGCCAGCCUGGACAAUCUAGCCAACCUGCUCCAGGCCAAGCUAGCCAAAUCAGACACUGCCAGGCGGAAGGUUUCUUUCCUGAUAAAAAUAACUGUUCAAAGUUUUAUCGAUGCGUGAAAAGAGAAAACGGUUUUCUGGUCUAUGAAUUUACUUGCGGAGAUAAAACGGUGUGGGAUCAGGCGUCUCAAUCAUGCAAUCAUCCUUGGGCGGUGUAUGGAAAAUGCGGUACGGCAUCUGAACAGGGGCAACCCGGUCAACCUGGCCAGCAAGGACAACCCGGUCAACCUGGACAGCAAGGCCAACCAGGUCAACCCGGACAAUCUGGCCAACCAGGUCAACAAGGUCAGCCAGGACAACCUGGCCAACCAGGUGAACACGGUCAACCAGGUCAGCCAGGACAACCCGGCGAACCUGACCAGCCCGGUCAGGUCCAACCAGGACAACCCGGUCAACCUGGUCAACCCGGCCAAUCUGGACAACCAGGACAACCCGGUCAACCCGGCCAAUCUGGACAACCAGGCCAGCCCGGCCAACAGGGUCAACCAGGCCAGCCCGGCCAACAGGGUCAACCAGGACAACCCGGCCAAUCUAGCCAAACAGGUCUGCCAGGACAACCCGGACCACCAGGGCAACCCGCCCCAAGUCACACUAACCCAAUCAGACAUUGUCAUACAGAAGGUUUUUUCCCUGAUGAAAACAACUGUGCAAAGUUUUAUCGUUGCGUAAAAGGUGAAAACGCUUUUCUGGUGUAUGAAUUUACUUGCGGAGAUAAUACCGUAUGGGAUCAGGCCUCGCAAUCGUGCAAUCAUCCUUGGGCGGUGUAUGGAAAAUGCGGUACGGCAUCUGAACCAAAUCAAAGUGGACAACAGGGACAACCUGGUCAACCUAGCCAGCAAGGACAACCCGGUCUACCUGGCCAACCCGGUCAACAAGGUCUGCCAGGCCAACACGGCGAACCUGGCCAGCCCGGUCAGGGCCAACCAGGACAACCCGGUCAACCAGGUCAGCCAGGUCAAGGGCAGCCAGGGCAACCCGGACAACCUGGCCAACCAGGUCAACAAGGUCAGCCAGGUCAAGGGCAGCCAGAGCAAUCAGGACAACCCGCUCAACCUGGCCAACCAGGUCAACAAGGUCAGCCAGGACAACCCGGUCAACCUGGCCAACCCGGUCAAGGGCAGCAAGGACAACCCGGCCAACCAGGUCAACAAGGUCAGCCAGGACAACCCGGCCAACCUGGCCAGCCCGGUCAGGGCCAACCAGAACAACCCGGUCAACCUGGCCAACCAGGUCAACAAGGGCAGCAAGGACAACCCGGCCAACCCGGUCAACCUGGCCAACCAGGACAACCCGGUCAACCUGGCCAACCAGGACAACCCGGACCACCAGGACAACCCGCUCCAGGUCAAGCUAACCCAAUCAGACAUUGUCAUACAGAAGGUUUUUUCCCUGAUGAAAACAACUGUGCAAAGUUUUAUCGUUGCGUAAAAGGAGAAAACGCUUUUCUGGUGUAUGAGUUUACAUGCGGAGAUAAUACGGUAUGGGAUCAGGCCUCGCAAUCAUGUAAUCAUCCUUGGGCGGUGUAUGGAAAAUGCGGUACGGCAUCUGAACCAAAUCAAGGUGCACAACAGGAGCAACCAGGUCAACCUGGCCAGCAAGGGCAACCCGGUCAACCUGGCCAACCAGGACAGCCAGGUCAAGGGCAGCCAGGGCAACCAGGACAACCCGGUCAGCCAGGACAACCCGGCCAAUCUGGCCAACCAGGUCAACAAGGUCAGCCAGGACAACCCGGUCAACCGGGCCAACCAAGUCAGCCAGGACAACCCGGUCAAUCUGGCCAACCAGGUCAACAAGGUCAGCCAGGACAACCCGGUCAACCGGGCCAACCAGGUCAACAAGGUCAGCCCGGUCAAGGGCAGCCAGGGCAACCAGGACAACCCGGUCAACCUGGCCAACCAAGUCAGUCAGAACAACCCGGUCAACCUGGCCAACCAGGUCAACAAGGUCAGCCAGGUCAAGAACAGCCAGGGCAACCAGGACAACCCGGUCAACCUGGCCAACCAAGUCAGCCAGGACAACCCGGUCAACCUGGCCAAUCAGGUCAACAAGGUCAGCCAGGUCAAGGGCAACCAGGACAACCCGGCCAACCAGGACAACCCGGCCAACCAGGACAACCCGGUCAACCUGGCCAACCAAGUCAGACAGAACAACCCGGUCAACCUGGCCAACCAGGUCAACAAGGUCAGCCAGGUCAAGGGCAGCCGGGACAACCCGGUCAACCUGGCCAACCAAGUCAGCCAGGACAACCCGGUCAACAAGGUCAGCCAGGGCAACCAGGUCAACCUGGCCAAUCAGGACAACCCGGACCACCAGGGCAACCCGCUCCAGGCCAAGCUAACCCAAUCAGACAUUGUCAUACAGAAGGUUUUUUCCCUGAUGAAAACAACUGUGCAAAGUUUUAUCGUUGCGUAAAAGGAGAAAACGCUUUUCUGGUGUAUGAGUUUACAUGCGGAGAUAAUACGGUAUGGGAUCAGGCCUCGCAAUCAUGCAAUCAUCCUUGGGCGGUGUAUGGAAAAUGCGGUACGGCAUCUGGACCAAGUGGACAACAGGGGCAACCAGGUCAACCCGGCCAACCAGGACAGCCUGGACAACCGGGUCAAUCAGGCCAGCCCGGUCAAGGGCAGCCAGGGCAACCAGGACAACCCGGUCAACCUGGCCAAUCAAGUCAGCCAGUACAACCCGGUCAACCGGGCCAACCAGGUCAACAAGGUCAGCCAGGUCAAGGGCAACCCGGGCAACCAGGACAACCCGGUCAACUUGGCCAACCAGGACAACCCGGUCAACCAAGUCAGCCUGGACAACCCGGUCAACCGGGCCAACCUGGCCAACCAAGUCAGCCAGGACAACCCGGUCAACCUGGCCAACCAGGUCAACCAGGUCAGCCAGGUCAAGGGCAACCAGGACAACCCGGUCAACCUGGCCAACCAAGUCAGCCAGGACAACCUGGCCAACCAGGUCAACAAGUUCAGCCAGGUCAAGGGCAACCAGGACAACCAGGACAACCCGGUCAACCGGGCCAACCAGGACAACCCGGUCAACCUGGCCAACCAAGUCAGCCAGGACAACCCGGUCAACCUGGCCAACCAGGUCAACAAGGUCAUCCAGGUCAAGGACAGCCAGGGCAACCAGGACAAGCCGUUCAACCUGGCCAACCAAGUCAGCCAGGACAACCCGGUCAACCGGGCCAACCAGGUCAACAAGGUCAGCCAGGGCAACCAGGGCAACCCGGUCAACCUGGCCAACCAGGACAAACCGGUCAACCUGGCCAACCAAGUCAGCCAGGACAACCUGGUCAACAAGGUCAACCUGGCCAAUCAGGAAACCCGGUCAACCAGCGGCAGCUCAGAGACAACCCGGACCAGCCAGGGAAGCCGAUCCAGGCCAAGCUAACCCAAUCAGGGACAUUUGUCAUGACAGAACGUUUUCCUGAUGAAAAACAACUGUGCAAAAGUUUUAUCGUGUACGUAAAAGGAAGAACGCUUUUCUGGUGUAUGGAGUUUAAUCGGAAUAAUAGGUAUGAUGCAGGCCUCGCAAUCACAAAUCACUUGGGCGGUGUUUGGAAAAUGCGUACGGCAUCCUGGACCAAGUGGACAACAGGGCACCAGGUCAACCCGCCAACAGGACAGCCUGGACAACGGUCAAUAGGCACAGCUCCGGUCAAGGGCAGCCAGGGCAACAGGGACAAGCGGUGA